This is a messenger RNA of Homarus americanus (American lobster), 1834 nucleotides long. RefSeq lists its product as uncharacterized. The transcript has 8 exons. The record is from RefSeq and is a predicted model, not a curated record. Bases 95 to 1108 code for a protein of 337 amino acids. NCBI's taxonomy places the organism in Eukaryota, Metazoa, Arthropoda, Malacostraca, Decapoda, Nephropidae.
CUUCCCGGUGGGAGGACCCUAUAUAACCCACCACGACCUACUUCCGCAGCUCAUUCACUAGUUGCUAGCCUCCCGGGACACACACACCAUCCAAAUGUUGUCGCGGGUGAUCGUGAUGGUGGUGACACUGGCUGCGGCUGUCACGGCUGCCUCUGUCGGGGAGGAGGCGACGGCAGCGGCGGCGGCGGCGGAGUCCAACAGAGACUCCAAAUUUUUACCAGUGAUGCAGAUCAUCACCUUUGAGAAUGGUCCGUGUGAAGCGUCGAGCGGAGAGCACGGAACCUGUUAUAGCCAGAAGGAGUGUGAUGGUCUAGGGGGUGCAGCGUCGGGAACCUGCGCUAAUGGCUUUGGUGUCUGCUGUGUCUUACAGGUGACGUGUGAUGGUUGGAGUGAACAAAAUGGUAGCUACUUCGUCAACCACGCCUACCCGCCUCCACCUCCACCCCCCCGGCAUGUGUAUGGUGGAAUCACCCCUCCUACUGGUACGUGUCAAAUUCUGCUGGAGUUUGAGGACUUCGAUAUGGUGGGGCCGCUAAGGGGAGACUGUACCAAUGACACGUUUGUGGUGCUGGGAGCCAACCAGGGCAGCAACAUCCCUACUCUGUGUGGAAUAAACACUGGCCAACACAUGUACUUAGAUAUAGACAACUCUGAUGGGCCGUUUAAGCUAGUGUCAACAAUGUCAGCCUUCAACUAUAUGCGACGGUGGAAGAUCAAGGUGACGUUCAUAGACGAGAAGCACCCGUGCAAGACGCCCUUCCGCUGCCUCCAGUACUUUACGGAACCCACCGGCGCAUUCUCCUCCUUUAACUUUGGUGGCUCUCCUUCCCAGAUGCUCAACGGACAGAUGUACUCCAUCUGCUUUGGCUACGUGCCCGGGUACUGCGACAUUGGUAUCAACUACAACAGAUACGACUUGGGCAACAUCAACGGGGACUGUGGGAACGACUACACUGCAAACGCGGGAGACAAACUAUGCGGUGACUUCCUUACCACGACCAGCCAGUUGAACGCUACGGGGCCCAUAAGUUUGACUGUUUUCACCGACGACAACAACGAGAGGGAAGAGGAAGGUUUCUCCGCCGCCUACAUGAUGAUGGCGUGCUAGUGAUAUCCAUCGCCCUACCCACCUUCACUCCCGAUCCUCUCACACUCAUGUGCGAGGUGACGUAUUGGCCACUCUUGCACAAGACCCUGUGUGUUGCACUGUUCUUCACAGAGUAGAAGUGUAGAGCAGGGAACAUCUUGGUGCUGUCACGCCACGCUUAUCUAGUGUGGACUCUCACAAAAUUAAAGGCUACACUACACACCCUACAUGCUAAGCUUCACGAUCCAGCUAAAUAUGUGUUGGACUCUACAGCCUUGCAGUGCAUGUGCAUGAUUGUGCUAUCAUGGCUGGUGUAUGUGAGAGUGGAGGAGCACAUUGGGUGUUGAGGAUGGGUCUGGAGGGAGGUGCGGUUUGGUGUGGGCAGCACCAUUCUCAUCUUCAUAUGACCACCGGCCCCUGUAAUACAGGAGUCGCACCAACUUAUCCAGUGUAUAAUAGUGUAAAAUAUGUGGGCAGCAAGAGACAUGUAUAGCACUGUACAGAAACUAUUUAUUAUUAAGAUUAUUUUGUAUCGAGUCAAGCGUGAAUCAAGUGACGUGUGCGAGUAAAUGUGAAUAUAGCGAUUUAUUUAUAAGUAUCUAAUAAUUUAUUUAUAAGUUAUUUAUAUAAUUAUUUAAAUGUCAACAAUGAUCCUCAGGGCAAUUAAUGGCAAGAUAAAAACACGAGCGAUGACGUCACAGCUCGCUGUAUCGAGACAAUUGUUCAAUAAAUGAAAAUAACAACUUA